CUUGUGCGGAUGACGUACUGCGAGGGGGUGGAGAACGAAUGGGCGCGCGUGCGUGGUAGCUGACUCAUCGAGGCAGGAGGUGGGGCUGAGUCCGGCGCGUGACAAUCCAAGAAACAUGACGGUGGACACAACAUCGCUCUCUUUUGGAAAUAAGGCCAUAUUGGCACCUAUGGUCAGGGUUGGGACCCUACCAAUGCGACUUCUAGCUUUGGAUUAUGGUGCUGAUAUUGUAUACUGUGAGGAGCUGAUUGACAUAAAGAUGCUGCAGUGCAAGAGAGUUGUAAAUGAGGUGCUUGGAACAGUGGACUUCGUUGCUCCCAAUGAAAGAGUUGUGUUCAGGACCUGUGAAAGGGAAAAGGACCAUGUUGUCUUUCAAAUGGGGACAGCAGAUGCUGAGAGAGCCUUGGCAGUAGCCAAACUUGUAGAGAAUGAUGUUGCUGGCAUUGAUGUCAACAUGGGAUGCCCCAAAGAAUAUUCCACUAAGGGAGGAAUGGGAGCAGCGCUCCUGUCUGAUCCCGACAAGAUAGAAUCUAUUCUGACUACUCUUGUCAAAGGCAUUUGUAAGCCAGUGACCUGCAAAAUCAGAAUCCUGCCGUCAAAAGAAGAAACAAUAAGUUUAGUGAAGAAGAUAGAGCGGGCUGGUGUUGCUGCUGUUGCAGUUCAUGGAAGGAAGAAAGAAGAGAGGCCUCAGCAUCCUGUCCACUGUGAUGUGAUCAAAGCCAUUUCUGAAGCAGUCUCUAUACCAGUAAUAGCCAAUGGAGGCUCUCAUGACUUCAUAAAAGAAUAUUCUGACAUAAAGGUCUUCCAGCAAGUAACAGCAGCAUCUUCCGUCAUGGUUGCUCGUGCUGCCAUGUGGAACCCCUCUGUCUUCAGGAAGGAAGGUCCAUGGCCUUUAAAGGAGGUCAUGCAGGAAUAUAUCAAAUAUGCAGUGAGAUAUGAUAACCACUACACCAACACCAAGUACUGCUUGUGCCAGAUGUUAAGGGAGCAAUUAGAAAACGCGCAAGGGAAGAAGCUACAUGCAGCACAAUCCAUGCAGGAAAUCUGUGAAGCUUUUGAGAUGAGCAGUUUUUACCAAGAAACUUCCACUCUUUUGGAAGCCAAGAAAGCAUCUUUAGAAGCUAACAACCAAGAUGAAGAAGACCACAGUGAAGAUUCUGAUGUCAUAAAAAUGGCUGUUAAAUUUGAUAAACGAGAAUAUCCCCCACAGAUCACACCCAAAAUGUGUCUCUUGGAAUGGUGUAGGAAAGAAAAGCACCCUCAGCCUCUUUAUGAAACUGUCGAAAGACCACUAGAUAGACUCUUCUGUUCUAUUGUCACGGUAGCAGAACAAAAGUACAGAUCAACCUUAUGGGAAAAGUCAAAGAAGUUAGCAGAACAAGCUGCAGCUAUUGCCUGUUUACGAACCCUUGGCCUCCCAGAAGGGAAGUGGAAUGAAGAAGCAAACCAUUUGGUUAACAAACGCAAGAGGCAAGACCAGGAACACUUGAACAACGGAGAGCACGGAAAUGACCUUGUAGCCGAGGCUGCUUGCAAAAAAACUCAUUUUCUUCCAGGAGCCUCUAACCCCAGUGUUUCUUAAGUGUUGUG
Molecule: messenger RNA, 1590 nt
Organism: Lacerta agilis (Sand lizard)
Lineage: Eukaryota; Metazoa; Chordata; Lepidosauria; Squamata; Lacertidae
Gene: DUS2
Product: dihydrouridine synthase 2
Exons: 16
Coding region: 116-1582 (488 amino acids)
Biological process (GO): tRNA dihydrouridine synthesis
Cellular component (GO): cytoplasm
Molecular function (GO): tRNA dihydrouridine synthase activity; flavin adenine dinucleotide binding; tRNA binding
Source: RefSeq, a predicted model, not a curated record